GAACUUAAUCAUCUGCUUGAUGCUUCUUCCACCCCUAAACUCUGAUUUUAAUCAUUAACCCCAUCUUUUGCUAAAAAAAAAAAAUCAUUAAGCCACCCCAAACGGUUAUUCUAGUUAAUUAACACUUGUGCAAUUAUAUUGGUAAUCGUGUUUAAAUCCGACCCGACAUCACACACACGAACAAGUCAAAAUCCGUUUUCGAACCAAAAGAAAAAAAAAGAGCUAGCGUUCAAUCGCUUUUGUCUGUGUGUUCUGUCGGCUUCCAAAUCUGAUUUUUGAGGGUUAAAGAUGCAUAAACUGGGUGAUUUCAAGCUUCCUCAAUUCUUCAAUUAUCCUCCAUACUUCACUUUGCAGCCAGUGAGGGACACUCGUGAGAAGCAAAUACAGUUGUGGAAAGAGCUUAUCUUGGACUAUUGCAAAUCCCAAAAGGUUUUCUUAAUCGGCGUUGAAGAAGAUUUCCCUCUCUUCUCCAACUCUGCUAUUGAUCGAACUUUGAGUCAUGAAGCAAGGGAAACAUUCCUCUCAGCUAUUGUUGGAGAAGGGCGUGCGGAGUGGCUAGAUAAGGGGCAUAGGAAAUGUCUGAUUCUCUGGCACCGGAUUCAAGAUUGGGCAGACAUCAUUCUUAAGUUUGUGAGAGAGAAUGGAUUAGAGGACAGUGUUAUGACUGUUGAAGAAAUACGUUCAGGGACUGAAUCACUUGGAACAGAACUCGAAGGGAUUGAUCGGACGAUUCUAAUGAGGGCCCUGAAGCUGCUAGAGAACAAAGGCAAGCUUGCAUUGUUCAAAGGAACAUCAGCAGAUGAUGAAGGUGUCAAGUUCUCUGUUUGAUGCUUAUUUUUUGGUCAGAAAGGGGAGAAAAGGGGGGAAUGGAUAAACAUCUUGAAAACAAACUUACAUUCUGUAAUCACAACUUUGGAGUUUUGUGGAAUAAAUCGCAUUUUAUUACUUCAUGGUCACUUCUGUUAGAAAUUUUGAAGGAUUCUGAUUUAUUCUUCUGCUGCUUUGAAAUGAACUUUUAACG
Molecule: messenger RNA, 1021 nt
Organism: Eruca vesicaria subsp. sativa (arugula)
Lineage: Eukaryota; Viridiplantae; Streptophyta; Magnoliopsida; Brassicales; Brassicaceae
Source: the annotation of a GenBank genome assembly